Messenger RNA from Puntigrus tetrazona (Sumatra barb), 2070 nucleotides. It is a transcript of the gene sdf2, whose product is annotated as stromal cell-derived factor 2. The record is from RefSeq and is a predicted model, not a curated record. Lineage: Eukaryota; Metazoa; Chordata; Actinopteri; Cypriniformes; Cyprinidae. Bases 57 to 725 code for a protein of 222 amino acids. The transcript has 3 exons.
GUGUGACGUCAUGUAGGGUUUUUAAUAAUUAGUUUUUCCGUAGGAUUCAUCAAGCCAUGGAUAGUUUGGGGUUCUUACGGGUGCAGUUGCCUAUAACAGUGUUGUUGUCGUGUAUGUUUACGGUCUCGUCCGGUAGUGAAAUGACUUUCGUAACGUGCGGGUCGGUGGUGAAGCUGCUCAACGUGAAACACAACGUCAGAUUACACUCUCAUGAUGUCCGCUAUGGAUCUGGUAGUGGUCAGCAGUCGGUGACCGGCGUGAGCGCGGUGGAGGACAGUAACAGUUACUGGAGCGUGCGGGGCACCAAUGAUGCUGCCUGUCAUCGAGGGACUCCGGUUCAGUGCGGACAGAACAUCCGCUUGACUCAUGUGAACACGGGCCGCAAUCUACACAGCCACUACUUCACCUCUCCUCUUUCUUCAAAUCAGGAGGUCAGUGCCUUUGGAGAGAACGGCGAGGGCGACCAUCUGGACGAGUGGACCGUUCUGUGUGCCGGCUCUGUUUGGCAGCGAGAUGAUUCCGUUCGGUUCCGGCACACGGCCACCGAUGCUCUGCUGUCUGUGACGGGAGAACAGUACGGCAGACCCAUCCACGGCCAGAGAGAAGUGCACGGCAUGAUGGUCAGCAGCUCACACAGCUACUGGAAAACAAUGGAAGGCGUCUUCAUGAAACCCAGUGAGACUGGAUCCAGGGAUUUCAGCAGUACAUUACACACCGAGUUUUAGAGACACGCUUCGUACAAGCUGAACCUGCUGGACUCUUUACAGUUCUGUUGUUUUUUUUUUUCUUUACCCAUUGAAGAGAAGCCUUGAGCUAAUAUGAAAAAGAGUUUUAUAAUCAAAUUGUUCCUCUUGUUUGUUUUUGAAACGCAUACAAUUUUAUUUUACACCGCAUACACUACUGUUCAAAAGUUUGGGGUCAAUAUUAAUAUUAAAUACUAUACUAAUAUUAAACAUCACAACUGUUUUCAACAGUGAAGAAAUGGUUAUUAAGCACUAUUAUUAAUGCUUUUUAAUCUGAAAAUUUAGCUUCGCCAUAACAGGAUUAAGCCAAUUUAAAAUAUAUUACAAUUAUUUUAAAUGAUAAUGAUAUUUAUCAAUAUAAUGCAUGUACUGCAUUUUGAUAAAUUAAAGCAGCAUCGGUGAGCAUAAGAGCAUUCUUUCAAAAGCUUAAAAAAAAAGUACUGACUUUAACUUUUGAAAGGUAGUGUAUUAUAAAUUUUAAUUUACAAAUCGAAAGAAAAUCCAUCAACAUUUAGAUUUUUGUAAUGCAGAAAGAAGACACUUUUUAAAAAGCAGUUUCAAAAACUAUUUCUUAAUUACAAGGCAAAAGUUCAUUCAGAGUUUAACAAGUUUUGACUUGCGGCGCAAUGUACUCACCGCUGAAAAUAUUCAAUGGCCAUUAAAAUAGAGGAAUCGUGGCCAUCUGUAAGCAACGUACAAGUAAUAUGGAAUUAAAAAGAACAACAAGAAAUUUUUCAAUCAUAUAAUUGUCCCACAGCUGGGAAAUUUGAAAGAAUUGCAUACCGAACAAGCUGGAAUUCACUUGAAUAGCUUGAUGCUGGCCUCAGAGAUAAAACACUACAGCAUCGAUGCUACUUUAUGUUACAGCAGUAUUAACAUAAAUCUCAUUGAGAGACUUGCAGUUAUGUGGUGCUAUGCAAUAACGCUUUAGGCUAUUUUUCUAAAGCAAGCCGUGAGUUACUUAAAACGAACCAUUACUAUCGUACUCGCACACACCUGAAUAUUAAGUAGUAACACUCUUUAUUUCAAAGUCUUUUUUUCUUAAGAAAAUCAUAUUUUUUUUUCUCUAAAUGUUUAAUUAUAGUGCCUUUAAAAAUGUACGCAUGUACUAUGAUUACAUAUGCUGCAGAUGCUGUAUAAUUUUAUGUUUACAUGGUUGGGUUCACCACUGUCCACCAUCUGACUCGGUAAUACGUACACAGUACCAGCUGAGAAGCAUUAGCACAGCUUGUGAAGUAUUAAACAGCCUUUAGAAUUUAUUACCUCAGACAGACGGUCUGUGUAAACUUUAUUUUGUAGACGUUUUAAAUUAAAGAGAUCAAUACUU